AUGGCUCAUAAUAAUUUAAGAAACUUUAUAGAGAAUAUUAAUAUUAGAUUUGAUAAUCAAGAAGAAGAAAUAGAUAUUGAAAGAAUUAAAUUUGCAUUAAAACAUCGACCAGUACCACCAAUUUCAGAAUAUCAAUUUAAUGAAAUUACAGAAGAAAUUACAAUUAAUGAAAAGAAUAAAACUAGAAUAGGUGAUUGUACAAUUUGUUUAUGUGAAUUCCCAAUCGAUACAGAAGCAUUAAAAUUACCAUGUAAACAUUAUUUUCAUCAUGAAUGUUUAGAUUCCUGGUUAAAAACUUCUGCUGCUUGUCCAAACUGUCGUUAUCCAUUACCGACAAUUGAUGCUGAAUAUGAAUCAAUGGUUAGAAUAGUUAGAGAUUAUGAAUUAAAAAAUGGUUCAACUAAUAGUUCGACAACCACCAAUAAUAACGAUGACGAUAAUGAUAAUGAUAGAAGAUAUUACUCAAAUAAUUCAAUGUACUCUUAA
Dictyostelium discoideum AX4 is the source of this 486-nucleotide messenger RNA. RefSeq lists its product as hypothetical. Bases 1 to 486 code for a protein of 161 amino acids. Lineage: Eukaryota; Evosea; Eumycetozoa; Dictyosteliales; Dictyosteliaceae. The record is from RefSeq and is a predicted model, not a curated record. Gene Ontology annotation, molecular function: zinc ion binding. Gene Ontology annotation, cellular component: membrane. The transcript has 2 exons.